Molecule: messenger RNA, 2751 nt
Organism: Diversispora eburnea
Lineage: Eukaryota; Fungi; Glomeromycota; Glomeromycetes; Diversisporales; Diversisporaceae
Source: the annotation of a GenBank genome assembly
AUGAAUUUAUCGAAAAAGGACGAAGAUUCAGGCGAUCUUGGAGUUUUUUAUCAUCUUGAUAAAACCACCGUCCUUCAAGAAGCUCGCGUUUUUAAUGAAACUCCAAUUAUUCCAAGAAAAUGUCGCCUUUUACUUACCAAAAUCAUUUAUUUGUUAUAUCUUGGUGAACCAAUGGCAACAACUGAAGCAACAGAAUUAUUCUUUAGCAUUGGUUUACGACAAAUGGUCUACUUAGUAAUUAAAGAACUUUCAACCAUCGCCGAAGAUGUCAUUAUGGUUACAAGCAGUUUGAUGAAAGACAUGCAACCCAAAUCUGAAGUUAUUUAUCGAGCAAACGCAAUUAGAGCCUUGUGCAAAAUCACUGAUGCUUCAAUGCUUCCAAGCGUUGAACGUUUUCUCAAAGCAGCUAUUGUAGAUAAAACACCAUCUAUUUCUUCCGCUGCAUUAGUGUCUAGCUAUCAUUUGUUUCCUGCGGGAAAAGAUGUGAUUAAAAGAUGGGCUAACGAAGUUAACGAAGCCAUUAUUUCUAAACCUGCAUCUCUAGUUGGCGCAGCUUCUUCAUAUUUGACAUCAUUUUCAUCAGGAGGAUCAUCAUAUAAUACUCCUCCAUCCACCAGUAAUAUUACUCAAUAUCAUGCAUUGGGACUCUUAUAUUUGAUUCGCCAACAUGAUCGAAUGGCUGUAACAAAGUUGAUACAACAAUUGGCUGGUAGUAGAAGUAGUUUUGGAUCUUCAAAUAGUGUUUUACGUAAUUCAUUUGCGUAUUGUCUACUCAUUCGAUAUGCCGCAAAGAUACUAGAUGAAGAUCCAAAUUCAAGGCAACAAUUGUACGAUCUUUUAGAGGGUUGGUUAAGACACAAGAGUGAUAUAGUGAAUUUCGAAGCAGCUAAAGCGAUAUGUAACAUUAAAGAUGUAACGGUUAAAGAACUUUAUCCUGCCGUUAAUGUACUUCAGCUAUUUCUUUCCUCUCCAAAAUUCACGCUUCGUUUUGCCGCCAUUCGUACUCUCAACAAAUUGGCAAUGAGUUAUCCUACAGCAGUUCAACCUUGCAAUUUGGAUAUGGAAAAUUUAAUAACCGACCAAAAUAGAAGCAUAGCUACCUUUGCUAUUACUACUUUAUUGAAAACAGGAAAUGAAGCCAGUGUUGAUCGUUUAAUGAAACAAAUUUCAGGAUUUAUGUCAGAAAUAUCUGAUGAAUUUAAAGUUAUUGUUGUUGAUGCAAUACGGUCCUUAUGUCUCAAAUUUCCUAGUAAACAAGUUGUGAUGCUUAACUUUUUGAGUGGUGUAUUAAGAGAUGAAGGUGGAUAUGAAUUUAAGCGAGCAGUUGUUGAGGCAAUUUUUGAUUUGAUUAAAUUCAUUCCCGAGUCCAAAGAAGCAGCUUUGGCUCAUUUAUGUGAGUUCAUUGAAGAUUGUGAAUUCACAAAACUUUCUGUUCGCGUUUUGCAUCUUCUCGGAAUCGAGGGACCGAAGACUGCCACACCUACAAAAUAUAUUCGAUACAUUUAUAAUCGAGUUAUAUUAGAAUCAGCUAUUGUAAGAGCAGCUGCUGUGAGUGCACUUGCAAAAUUUGGUGUUAGUGCGGAAGACCCUGAAGUUAAAAAAAGCAUUAAGGUUUUACUCACGAGAUGUUUGGACGAUAAUGACGAUGAAGUUCGAGAUCGAGCUAUAUUAUAUUUAAAGCUUUUGGAUGAUGAAGAAAGAGCAGAAAAAUAUAUUAAGGAUGAUUCUACAUAUUCACUUUCUGUACUUGAGAAACAACUCGUUCAAUAUGUGAGUAACCCUGAAGAAUAUGAAAAACCAUUUGAUUUAUCUUCCGUACCAAAAAUAACAAAAGCUCAAGCGGAAGUAGAGAAUUUACGACCUAGUAGAGGUUUAGAUUUAGGAACUACUCAGACAAUUGGUGUUUCAUCAUCAGCCGUAAUUGGAAUUAAUAAUUCCACAAUUGUUGCGACAAGUAGGGAUGCAACACCAACUCCUGGAUCAGAUCAACCGCAAUCAUAUGCUCAACAAUUAGAAAAUAUUUCAGAAAUUGCAUCAUUUGGAGCAGUAUUUAAAAGUAGCACAAAACCAAUUGAUCUCACAGAAAGUGAGACUGAAUAUGCUUUUAACAUCAAUAACACGUUGAGUGAUCAGUUAUUGGAAAAUUUGACAGUUGUAAUGCAACCAGAGUCAGAUGAUGGUAGUUUAGUUGAAGAAUUUAGUAUUCCAGCUCCAAAGUUACCAUAUGAUCAACCUGGAUCUGCAUAUGUCGCAUUUCGAAGAAUAAAUCCUGAGGAAUGUACCCUUGGAAGUUUCUCUAAUACCUUAAAGUUUGUUGUGAAAGAUUGUGAUCCAUCGACUGGAGAACAUGAUGAAGAAGGAUACGAAGAUGAAUAUAUGGUUGAAGAUGUUGAAAUAGUUACUGGUGAUUAUAUUCUCUCAACAUAUCUUAGUGAUUUCCAGGGUUCAUGGGAUGAACUUGGUGAAGAUGGACAAGUUGUCGAAAUAUUUGCUUUAACUGCUGCAAAAAGUUUAAAAGCGUCUUGCUCAACAUUAAUUGAACUUCUUGGAAUGUGUCCCGUUGAAAAUACUGAAACACCUCAAUCAUCAUCUGUGCAUACUUUAUUACUUUCUGGCACAUUUUUGGGAGGGCAUAAAGUUCUCGCCAAAAAUCGUAUGACCUUUGCCCCUAGUACAGGGGUUACAAUGGAACUUUCAGUUCGAUCUAUUAGUGAAGAAAUAAGUCGUACUGUUAUUGGCGCAGUUGUAUAG